Schistosoma spindalis is the source of this 3509-nucleotide messenger RNA. Lineage: Eukaryota; Metazoa; Platyhelminthes; Trematoda; Strigeidida; Schistosomatidae. The record is from the annotation of a GenBank genome assembly.
ACUCAUUCGGCGUUACUUUGAGCCACGGUUGUCUUUUGUUAGACCAUCUGAAAAACAUUUGUCCAUAAUGAUUUAUCUUCCUUCAUCGCAUACCGUAUAAUUUCUAUGAGAUGAAUAAAAAUUAUCCUCGUGAAAUACACAUUCAAAAUGGGAAAACUAUAAACAAUCGAAGUGCUUUGAGUAAUGGCAAGGAUGAAAAUAAAAAGUUAGAACGAAAUGUAACUAUCCACUGGUGCGAAUCUGAAAUGUCUUAUCAUGAGCUAUCCCGUGAAUAUACUGGAGUCGAUAUACGUAAUAACGAAUUGCAAAAUAAUAGUUAUCUUGCUGCCCCUGGCGGUCAAUUAAGACCCGCAAUCUCUGAAGUAGAAGGGUUAGACAGAUACGCUAAACAAUGCUUAGAAGAGAGGUCUGUAACACCAUCUGAAAGAAACGGCCACAUGAAUGGUCAUUCAACCAAAUCGGAUGCUAAUCACGUUUCUACAGAAUCGUUUUCUUCAUUUAAAAGGCAUCCUAUUCAUAAAAAUGAUCAAAAAAAUGUACAAAAGCAACCAGAGAGCCUGACAGUUUUUGAGAAAUUAUGUCAAAAGUUUUCUAAAGAUGCAACUUAUAAGAAUGAAAUACGUGCUGGAAAACGAUUAGGAUUUUAUCGAUUUGUUCUGGAUAUUGGAAGAGGGAACUUUUCAAAAGUCAAGCUGGCACUUCAUAGUUUAGUCAAUAUCGAAGUUGCAGUCAAAGUUAUUGACAGAACUAAAUUUGAUGAGAAAACUCGACGCUUACUUUCUCAAGAACUAACGAACAUGGAACGUUUACAUCAUCCACACAUAAUUCGUGCAUAUGAAGCACAUGAGGUAUUACAACGUUGGCAUUUGGUUAUGGAAUAUGCGCCUAAAGGUGAACUUAAUUCAUAUUUAAAACGAUCUGGUCGAUUGGAUGAAAAAACAUCAAAAAACUAUUCUUCACAAAUACUUUCAGCUCUUGAUCACUUACACAGUAAUGGUGUGGUUCAUCGAGAUCUGAAGGCGGAGAAUGUUUUUAUCGUCAGCAACAUGUAUGUUAAACUUGGUGAUUUCGGCUUUUCUAAAUGUGUUGCUCCAGAUGCUGCCUUGACAACGUUUUGUGGCUCUCCGCCAUACGCUGCUCCUGAGUUGUUUGUUGCGGAUUCUUACACAGGACCAGCUGUGGAUCUUUGGGCUCUUGGUGUUCUCUUAUUUUAUAUGGUAACUGGAAGUUUGCCUUUUAAAGCGGAUAGUUUACACAAAAUUAAACGUUUAAUUCUAUCAGGUGAUUACCGAAUCCCAGCCUAUGUUUCAAACGAUUGUCAAACAUUAAUCUCAGGAUUAUUGGCGACUAAUGUUGAACGCAGAUAUACCGUAUCUCAGGCGAAAAGUUCCACAUGGUUCAACGACAUUGACUGGCAGCAUCUAAUGAAACAUAAAGAUCCAACUCCUGAUGAGAUUGAUGAUGCAUCUGCUAGGUAUCUAUUAAAAAAAUGGUGGGAUGUAGACUCUUAUGAAUUAGAUAAAGCAUUAAGUGAAGGCCCUAAAAACAAACUAACUGGUAUUUAUCGUAUUCUUCGUAGCAAAGGUUUACAAUACAAGAAAGAUCCUACCUUACCUGAUCAAAAAUAUAAAAAUAAACGAGGUCGAGUUAAACGUAAUGGUUCUUGUAGUACCGGUAAAAAUAAACCACGUCCAGCUAGCGUAUCACAUAAAGAAUUAACGACUGUUGAUCUGAGAGAUCAAAAAUCUAUGAAAAAUGGUGAAAACUCUACACGAACUUGCAACAUUUUGUAAAAAAAUGUAUAAUUAAUUUUCAUUUUAUUCAUUCAUUCAUUUGUUUUUUAACUGUAAAAAUUUUAUUUUCCUCUUCAAUGUCUCACUUUGUGUUUGUUUAUUUUAUUUACUCUAUAAUAAUUUCGGAUGGAAUACAGGUUAAAAUGGACUGUUUUGUAGUCUUUAGCAUCACAUUAUACUAUUUAACAUUUUGGUACUAUUUCUCUGAUACAUUUUUUUUAAUAAAAAUAUAUUAUCAAUAACUUUUCAUCACUUUGGUUCAACUUCACUGAUUAUUUGUACGAUGUAAGAUGUUGUUUUAAUAAUAAUAAUAAUGAUAAUAAUAAAUAAUCUAUUUUUAACAUAAAUAUAAAUUUAUAUCACAUGUCUUUCUACUGUUGGUAAUAUUUGCACUGCCUAAUAUCAUGUUUCUUAUUUUAACUUAUUGUUUGUUUGUUUGUUUUUUCAAUCAUUGUUUUAUAUUCAAAUUAAAAAGAAACCUAAUUUCUAUUGUUUUCAUAAAUUUUAUCAAUAUAAUGUUGAUUGUUUUAUGUAUGUUUAUUUCAAUUAAAUCUAGUAGAUAUUUCAAUAAUAAUUAAUCAUUUCUAUUGUUAAAAUUUUUAUUCAUUAUUAUACAAAUUACAUACAUAUAAUUAAACUAUAUCAUUGUAUUACAUGAUGAUUGGCUGUGAAAUAAUGAUUAUUCUCUGAUUGGUUGUACGGUUGAUAGAUCGAUUGAUUAAUCAAUCUAUCGAUUAAAUGUGCUUUUUUUCUAAAAAACAAAAAAAUAUUAUUAUACAUAAUAUUAUGAUUCAUUUAUUUAACUGACCUAACUAAACACCUAAUUCCUUGAUUGAUUCAUCAUUUAUUUGCAAUAUAUUUGUUAGUUUAUUUUUAACUUUAUUUUCUCUUUCAGGUUCUUUCUUGUGGUUUCACUUUUUGUGAUUAUUAUUAUCAUUGGUUGAUUUUAUUGUAUAUUUUCUAAAAGAAAGAAUCUCUUUGAUUUGCAACAUUGUCUUUUCUAUUAGAUUAUAUUAUGAAUCAAACUACGUAAUGAAUAUAUAAUUAUAAUUAUUAUUUUUAUUGACAGUACUUACAUAUGUUGAUUAACCAAAAUAGUAAAACUUUAUUCAUUUCCAUAAUUAGUGAUUUUUAUUCUUCCUUUUAAAAUUAUUAUCUAUAAAAGAAGUUGAAAAUACAUGUAAAGAUGCAAUUAACAUGUAAACUUCUUGUAUGUAAACUUGAAAAUAAUGAACUGAUCAAUCAUUUAAAUUAUCAUGUGUACUUAUAUUCGGUUAAACUGGUUAAAUGAAAGGAACCAUAAGAAUUUUGUCUAUCUCUGUAUCACGAAUCGUUAAUAACGAAUAUCAUACUUGAUACUAUUUUACAGUAAAAUGAUGGGAAAUACAAAAAUACUUUUUUUCAUUAUUUUAAUCUCAAUUAUUGUAUUUUCUCUUUUCCUAGUUUAAUCGAUCCAUUAUCUUUUCUGUUUUGUUUUUCGGUUAUUUUCUAAAUUUCUUAUCCUGGUGUUGUUUCAUUGUGUAUUGUUUAGAUAAAAGACAGACUGAAGUGAAAUCUCAUUCUUUAUACACUUUUCAUAAACUAUUUAUAGUUUUUGUUAUAUAUUACAAAUUGAAUUGAUUUGUUUUUCUACUGAAUAGAAUAAUUGUAUUUGAUUUUAUGUAGAAUAUAUAAAUGACAAAAUGGAAAAAUAAACAAUUUUGUUGACCUUUUUAA